GUCUUUGUCUUGCAUGCACUUGAGCAGCCUGGACGAGAGCGUGGGCGAGGCCUCGGGCUGCGACUCGUACGGCGGCUACGAGGGCGUCGAGCACCUCAAGCGCCACUCCCUCAGCCACCUGAGAGCAGCCAGCUGCGACUCGCUCUCCUGUGGGUGCAAGGGAGUGGGCGCGGGGUCCGGCGCGGGCGGGUUCGGUGCUAGGGGCUUUGGUGGCGGGAACAGGAGGCGGGUUGCCGCGCUCGGAGUAAACGGUAGACUUAACACUUGGAAUGCCUCGUGCUACGGCGCUUCCUCGUGUUACGGUGGUGGAAUUAGAAACGGGAUUGGUGGUGGUGGUGGUGGUGGUAGUUGUGGUGGUGAUGGUGAUACCUUUGGUGAUGUGACGGACGACAGUUUUAUAUUCAUUGAGAAACCUCCACUGAAGUACCAUGCAGUGUCAUGUGACGUUUUACGGGAAGAUGGUAAAGAUACGCGAGUCACGGCUUCCGGCUUGGGGAAAGAGAAGUAUCUGCCUCCGAUCGGCGAGCGGAAGACGUGGCAUGAGGACGAGGCCUUCGUAAAACAGGUGGUGGAGGAGUACUUCAAGGACCCUCCUCCCCUCUCGGAUUCCGAGGGGAAAAAUGCGGAGGGUAAGGGUGACGGGUCACAUGGAAGUCGCGAGAGGCUUUCCGGCGAGGCGGACAGUUGUAAAGAUUUGUCCACUUCAUCGUCAUCGUAUUCGUCGUCGUCGUCGUCGUCGUCGUCGUCGUCGUCGUCGUCGUCGUCAUCAUCAUCAUCUUCAUCCAGUGAAAGUGAUGACUGUGGAGACGGUGGGUCACAGGGCGGUGCCGGCGACUGUGGCAGCCCCAGCAUAGACGACACCACGUACUGCGACGACUCUGACGAGACGACCUCGUGGUUCACGGACGACUCCCUGGGCUACGAGGCUGACGUGGAGCCCAGUGACAAGGACACUCUGGGGCACGUGUGGCGCCGGUGGAGGAGCGCGCCAGACGUACGACCCAACAGUGACGUCAGGGGUAGGUGGCUUCCCGCGGGCAGGGGCGCAUCCGCGGCCAAGAAAGGCGUCGCAGACACCCGCACGCGCGGAGGUGGAGGUGAUGCGAGCAGCGGAGAGCGGGCGUGGCGGCGGCGGGGCAAUGGUGGCGGUGUAGGGGCGGCAGGAGGGGCGGAGGGGGGCGCUAGCGCUACUCCAUAUAAACACGUGCCAGUAUGUGGGUACCAGACCCGUAAGUCGUGCAGCGUCGACGAGACCAAGUUGUCACGCCUCAGGCUGGGACUGAGGAAGGUGAAGAAGCACAAACUCCUGCAGUUUAGUCACGACGACGCCGAGAGGAGGCCGAGGACCGCGCGCGUCGCCUCCAACAGGAAGACCGACGAGAGUGAGCGAGAUGUCAGUGACGUUUUGGGCAGUGCCUCGGCCCUCACGCCGCACAGCGAAGAGACGGAGGAAGAUCUCUUCCAGGGCGUCGAGAAGCUAGAGUUCGUGAAUGGUAAAUUCUCGGCUGGCACAGACAAGCCAGGGUGCAGCGGGUUGGUGUGUGAGUGUGUUCGGAGGGGGCUACAGACUGUGGGCGCGAGCGAAAGCAGCAGGGGUGGGCGUGGUACGAGUGUAGAGGCGGGCAGUGUAGAUGACAGCACCACAGAGAGAACGCAGCGGGUGCUCUCGCAGGGCCUGGUGAUCCACCAUUCCGCUAACACUGAGGCGGACAUACUCAAUGGAAGUCUCAUAAGGAACGCUCUUAGUAUACUUAGAGAGGAACAAAAGUUGCAGACCCUGCCAGAUCCAGCCCCUACGCCCCCGGGUGAGGGCACAAGUGAGGUGAGUGAGGGGAAGGGGGCGGCGACCGUGGCCCCGGCACCAGAACAAAGCCCCCCCGAGGACGCCUGCACAAAGGCACCGCAAGAACAGACGGAAGAUGUGGCUAGUAGUGCAGUGCCCCUCCAGGACGAAAUGAACAAGGUGAACAUCACCAUCCACCUCACCCCACCGCUCCCCCGGAGGACAGGUGAAGAGAGCGGGCUAGGGGGUGCUUCCACCCAGCCUCAUGCUGACCAGCACCAAACGCUCCCCAGUGUGGCGGGCACUGGUCAGCAUGUGUCUAGAAUAACGCAGUGUGUUCCAGUGAGUGAAGCAUCGAGAGUGACCGAGUUUGAGCAGAAGGGCGGGAACUCAAAAGGUGAUCAGCAUCGUCACUAUGAGAACGUGGACGGCUUCGGCGUGCGGGGGGACGACGGGGCCGCAGCCGACAGUGGCAAUGCUGAGGCAAGGGGUGUUUGCCACAGCAGGUCGAGUGUCACCCAGAGUCGUGGCCCCUCCGAGGCUGCCAGGCGCUCCACCAGUGUGGAUUCCCUUUUGAUAAAUUGUCGUUAUCCUGAGACACCUGAGUCGAGGACCAGCUCCUUGUCGUCCUCGAGCGGCCAAAGCAGUUGUUGUCACGGAAGGUCGAGGUGCAGGACAAAGGGGAACAAGAGCCAGCCACACACUCCCAGUCAAGGGCACCGUCACCCCAGCGCCCCGAGAGAGAGCUCCGGCACCACAAGUUCCGCCUCGAGUAAGGUUUUCGGUGCAGAGUUCCACGUACAUCGGGUUCAGGUAGGCACGGGAAAUGACCGCAAGUUCGCGCAGGCGACCCAACGGUCUGUGCUGGAGGUCCCUGUGAGUGGUACAGAGGAGGGACAGGUAGCUGCAGGAGGGCGAGGCAGAGACGCAAACCUUCAGAAGAGCGAACUUGUUCUCGAGCCGCCGAAAUCGCUGGGGACACACCCUGGCUCCUCCCCCCGCCACCCCACCUUCUUGACUGCAACCUUCCCAACCUCCAAGACAUGCAUAUCGGAGUACAACAUCGGGGACACUAAGCCACAAUCGCCAGCAAACACUCCCGGCUUAUUCUGCGAGGAGAUGAAGCAAUCUGUAAACAAGACCAAGAAUAAUAAAGCAGUAGGAGUAUCCAAAGAAGAACACGCAGAGAAAAAAUCGGUCAAAAGUGACUCUAAGAGCAAAUCUAAGUCUAAGCCUCGAAAAUACUUCUCCGGUAUUUUGAAUGCUUUUGGUUCCGCCGCGCCCCGAUUUAGAGGCGCGGGAUCAUCAUCAGAUGCCAAGGGAGAGAGCAAGGAGCGGAGUCAGAGCAAGAAGGUUGUGGCAGACGGUGAGGGUGGUCGCGUUGUCCCGCCCCAGAGCACACAGACAUCUGAUCUGACAGCCGCCGCCGCGGGUCGUACUCCAAGUGUGUUGUCGGAUGCAGGCUCCUCCGAUAGGACCUGUGACGUGGCAGCCAAGGGUAGUGCUCUGUGUAACAAAGCCGGUGCGCCGGAGUCUAUAAGCGAAGCAUUACAGGUAAGGGAGACUAAACAUAGUAGCCUUGGUGCCUCAGAAUACCGUCAUCGUAGUGACGUCGCCCCGAUACCCAGUCCGCGGCCACGACGCAACCGCAAGAAUAGUCAUGACUCAGCAGACAGCGUCGCGCCCACACCACCCACCCGCCGCAGAAAUCCUGGGGAACACACCAGCAAACCAGCUGUAGAUGGUAGCAGUAAGGAGUUGGAGAAUCUCGAGAGUCCCCGCACGAGCCCGCGAGUGCGCCGUGGACGGGAGCCAAGGGAGCCAACCACCCCGUCAGCGGAGAAGAACUUCCGGCGCCAGCUGCCCACACCCGCACCGCAGCCUGGCCUCAUUAACACACCUGGGACGCCACCCGCCCACACGGCUCUCCAAGCCUCUUACGAAAAUAUUUCUUUCCACGAGAGACAUUCUUUCAGCAAGCGGGAUGUACCUGUAGGAACGCAGAGGCGUGAUUCUGGGGAGAAGGCGGGCGGGGGGACGCGCCAAGAGACAUGUCCUUCGUUCUCCUCCAGGUCCUCGAGAGCAGCGGACACGCCUCGCACCACCAAAUCACACAGGAGUUCUAGGUCAAGUAAAAACUAUACCUGUUCUGGCGGUUCGAAUAAUGGGACGGCGGGGGGGAGCAACGUAGCGGCAGAGCAGAAGAACCAAGCCAAUGAGGGCAGUGGGAAGGCAGAGGGCGCCCCGCGAGACGGUGCCAGUGCUCCCGCAGGUGGAGCGACAGGGACAGGCGGAGGAGGAGGUCGAGUAGAAUGGUUUCCCCGCGGUGGGUCGAGUGGGGGAUCAGGAACGAGUGAUACAACACCGUCUUGGCGACGCCGGCGAUCGCGCCCCCCUACUCUGCCCACGACACCACCACAGACCUCCCGAGUUCGCAGAUCCUCCCAGUCGUCGGCCACGUCGGGUGGGUCACUGACCUCGUCACCAGCUCGAUGGAGGCGCCCCCAGGCUGAAGAUACAUGGGAGGGGACCAGCGACGAGGGCGGAAGAGAAAGCAGCCACUCGAGGUCCCCGUCUUCUGGGUCUGUAGCCUCAGAGUCCACUUCGUUUUACUACAGUGCGGUAGGGUCCACCAUGUACGAGCGUCCGAAGUCGCUGUUCGAGGAUGACACGGCCAGGUACUCCUUUGUGACGUGUCCUCAGUACGAGCCUGUGCAGUCGGGAGACGUGGAAAGUAGUUUUACAGUCCCUGUGCCGGAUACCUCGUCCAACAACAACCUUCCGAGAACCAUCAGUGGCGACCUUAACUGUGACAUUGACAUCAGUCUGACCGAGGGGGAGAUAAAGGUCCGUGUAAGGACAGAGGAUGAAGAUGUGGUUUCGUCCACUCCUAUACAAGACGACGACGACGACGACGACGACGACGACGACGGCGACGACGACGACGGCGACGACGGAGCUGAGGUGGAGACCGACAGCGACGAUUACGAGUUGUCCAGCGAAGAACAAGCGCAGGAGGACCAAAGGGAGGGUGGUGGCAUUGGAGGCGAGGGUGAGGUGAUAAGAAACAGCGGCGUGGUUCAUGCCGUUCCUUGCGUAGCUGUCACGGACUCUUCGAACAGAUCGAGCCUUUCCAGCUCUUACGGAAAGCCAACAUUCCGCGGGAAGUACCUGGACUCCCUCGGGCGUCGCGAGGUGGGGAAGAGGGAGAGUGGCCUCGUCCACGCCUCCCCGUGCUGGGCCACGACGGACUCCGACGUCAGGUCCAGCGUCUCAAGCACAGAUUUCUAUAGCAAGGUCUGCAUAAAGCCUACGCACACGCAGCGAACAUACGAACCGCAGUACGUGAACGUGCAAUCGACGGAGGAGGCGGCAGCUGUCGACGAUGCAGCGUCGGAUUCUUCUCAGCCGGAGAAACGGAGGCUCUCCGGAGUGUGGUCAAUCGACGGGGACACGGACCGCGAAAGUGACCCCGAAGAUACACAAAGUUUCACGAAUGAAAUAUCUCGAGAGGACUUGCAAAGAAAGGUGGAAGACAUCAGCUUAGACGAAGGUAAGGAAGACGCGAGUCGCAUGACCGAAUCCUUCGCCAGCAGUCACCACGGUGAGGAGUGCUAUGCAACCGAGGAAGUCGAAUACGGCCCGGAAGAGGCGGUCUUGCUGAUCGAUUCUUCUAGUCCUCCUCACGAGCAGCCUUUCCUAACCGAGCACGAGGUGGCAGACCGACCUCCUGACGGCUUCAACGAGGCCAACCUGGGCGAUGCGUGGGACCAAAACGCGCGGGCAUGGGAGUGGCACAAGUCCGUAUGGGAGCACCAUCAACACAUCCAUCAGCAGCACCUGCAUCACCACUUCCACCACCAUCACCAGCACCAGUCGCUGUUGUCAGACGUCAUGUCGUGCCUCGGUGGCGGCUGGGGCAUGUCGGCGCCGUCGUGGUGCCACCACCCGUACCCCGAAGCAAAACCGGGAUGCCAGGACAGGAAGUCAGACGGGCGCCUGCAGGAGAGCCCCACUCCAGACUGCAGGUGGUCAGGGCACUUUGACGACCCCCCUUACCAGCCUGCCCCAGGGAAGCCUCCCCCCUCCCCGUUGCCUCCUUCAGGAACGCAGAAGAGCCGCGACACGUCCUCGCAGCCUCGAGAAGGUUCACGCUCACAGACCCGCCAGAGGUCGAGGUCACGACGUCGCGCGCACUCGGCCAAUGCGAAGUACCGAGUAGAGCUGGAGAUCCCUCCACACUUGCUGUCACGGCCGCGCCCCUUGUCUUUCACGAACCUGGUCACCAGAAGACCCGGCAGCCAAUCCCCUGAACCCCUCGAAGACGACUUGGGUCAAGAGACUCUCCUGUACCUCUCGGGCGCAGCCACCGGGAACACCGCAGAGGCGAACCGACGCCGGUUGGCAGAGCGAAGAAAGGACGAGGGCAAUGAGCAGUACAAGGCCAAGGAGUACCGCGAGGCUCUCAAACUCUACACGCAAGCUAUUGAGCUAUGUCCAGAUUGUGCAGCGUAUUACAGCAACCGGUCAGCAUGUUACAUGAUGCUUGGCAAGUACAAUGAGGCCCUCAAUGAUGCCAGAGAGGCUGUGCGAUUAGACAAAAAUUUUGUCAAGGGGUACGUUCGCGUUGCAAAAUGCAACAUUGCCCUCGGGGAUGCUAACGCAGCUCUGUCGGUGCUGCGUCAGGCAGGAGAGCUCGAGCCCAACAACAAAGCAAUCCGUGACGAAAUCAACAAUGCUCAGGCCCUUAUCCGCUGCAAUGAUGAAAUUGAGAAAGCAACCACAAAGGGUGAUUACAGGACGGCCAUUUUCCACUUGGAUCGAGCACUGGAUCUAGCUGUUGGGUGUCGAAGCCUUAAGAUCACAAAAGGAGAAUAUCUGGUGUUCCUUCAACGAUAUGCCGAUGCUCAGGAGAUAGUCAAUGAAAUUCUCCAAUACGAUAGUGGUAAUGCUGAUGCUAUCUACGUUAGAGGAAUGUGUCUUUACUACCAGGACAAUGCAGAGGCAGCUUUUAAUCAUUUCCAGCAUGUUCUGCGGUUAGCGCCUGAUCAUCAAAAGGCUCGUGAAAUUUACAAGAAAGCAAAACAACUUAAAUUGAAAAAGGAAGAAGGCAACGAGGCUUUCAAGAGAGGAAACUUCCAGGAAGCUUUCACUCUUUACACAGAAGCCCUUGCCAUUGACCCCCUCAACAAACACACAAAUGCCAAGCUGUACUUCAAUCGUGCCACAGUGGGAUCUAAGCUGAACAAACUCGAAGAAGCCAUCGAGGAUUGCACAGCAGCAAUAAACCUAGAUGAAGGUUACAUAAAAGCCUACCUCCGACGUGCCAAGUGUUACCAGUCAUUAGAGAAACACGAAGAAGCUGUCAGGGAUUAUGAAAAAGUUGCAAAAUUAGAUCGUAGCCAAGAACAUAAACGGUUACUACAUGAAGCCAAGAUUCAGUUGAAGAGGUCGAAGAGGAAAGAUUACUACAAGAUUCUUGGAGUCAACAAGAAUGCCUCAGAUGACGAGAUUAAAAAAUCAUACCGAAAAAUGGCAUUGGUACAUCAUCCAGAUCGCCAUGCUAAUGCAACUGACAAAGACAAGAGAGAACAUGAAAUCAAGUUCAAGGAGAUUGGUGAAGCUUAUUCGGUGUUAACUGAUGCAAAGAAGCGAGCCCUGUACGACCGAGGACAUGAUGUCAAUGAUCCUGAUGGUGGUUUUGGACAUGAUGCGGAUAUCGAUCCAAACCAGAUUUUCCAAGCCUUCUUCGGAGGUGGUCAUGGAGGCUUCAGCUUUGGUGGCCAACAUGCAGGCUUCCAGCAGGGAGGUGGCUUCCCAGGAGGUGGCUUUAACAACGGCAGCUUCCCUGGAGGUUUCCACUUUCAAUUUGGCUAAGCUGUGCGGCCAAGUGCCAGAGACAGGAGUGGAAGCAGGUGGCAUAGUGAUUAUCAAGAACAACUUUAAUAAAAAGCAAAGCUGUUCUGAUUUUGUGUAUAGGAGAGGUUGAUUCAUAUUUUCCCUCCUACAGUCUCUGUUAUGUGGUAAUCUUCCAGUAAAAUUGAUUAAGGGAAAGCUUAGAAACAAGUAAAUAGAACUAGAAUCAGAUUUUUGUUCUAUAUUUAUUUGAAUUUAGUUUUAUUUUCACUGCAGUUAUUUUAUAAUUAUUAAUCUUAUUAUCAAUGUUAUUAUUAUUGUUUCAGAAAAAUGAAAGAUUAAUAUCAGUCGAUAUUAUAAAGAAUUCUUAAAAAAAAAAAAAAAAAAGCAGUAAAGAGGUUUUAUUUUGCAUGUUUUUUAACAGUACACUCACUUAAAAUAAAAACGUGCAUUGUUAAACAUCUUUUAUUCUCAUUUUGUGGAGGCAAGAGUUUGAAAAGGUAUGACAUAUUCAUGACUGACACACUUGAGUCAUACAAGAUACUCAUAACCAAUUGUAUUUAUUUUUGUUGUCCAUCUCCAUUUGUAAUAAAACUCAGCUAUUCAUUUGCCUCAUUAUGUACUGAGAGGCAGUGGUCCCAUUUGUCUCUGAAAUUGCUGAUGACACUGACUGUUUGUCAGAAUAGUAUGUGUAUAUUUUUUGGCAUAUUUAAAGAUUCAACAUUGAAAGUUUUGUAUUUUGUUAUCUUUGCCAUUGCUAUCAACCAUCGGAGGUACAGUCCCGGUAAGCGAAAGUGUGACCAACUUGUACAGAGUUGAAACUAUCAGUUUCUGUGCGAGUUAACAAGUGUAUAAAAACCACAGUGUGAUGGUAUGAAUAUGAUCGUCUCUAGAUCACUCAUCUUUGAUUUUGAUGCUGAUUACAAUGCUCAUAAAUCAGCUUCAAAGUGCAAGUGAGGGUAAUAUCAGUAAUUUGAGCUACACUACCAUUAUCAUCUGUGGUACAAGAGUGUCCUCCUUUUAUACUGUGUUGUGCAUUCCUGUGUCAGAUUUGUAUCUCAUGUUUUAUAGAAAGAUUUUUGAAGUAAGUUUUGUCUGGAUUUAUGUAUCAUCUUUGUGUGUGUAUAUAUAUAUUAUUUUGUGCUUAUAUCUUUUAGGUCACUUAAAGAUAAAGGCUGAAAUUUUUCAAUAAGGAUUUCUUAUACAGUGAGUGGGGCAAAUGUGUUUUAUAUUUUCGGUAUCAAGUAAAUUGUGUGGAUGGCACCCCUCUUUCUGUUCACUCAGAAAAUUCUAAGACAACUGCAAAUCUGUAUUAGUACAUAUUGGAACAUACUGAUGAUUUUGUUUGUCCAGCCCUUGCUAAAAGGAAUACUGUCAUAACCAGACAAACCAUGAGUGCACCCCACAAAACUACCUUCUCAAAUAGUGUAGUAGGCAAGAAGACAGAACACUAUAGACUGGUUUCUACUGUGUGCUUCAUACCCUUUUUAUAGCAAAACAAUCUUAAGAAUUUAGAAUUUUGGCUAUUGUUUGUGCGUCAUUGGCCAUGUCAAUAUAUAUGCAUUGUUCUGCUUAGUUCAAUUACAUGAUGCCAUUGUCUGCAGAGCUAUUUCUGACAGACAAAAUAGUCAACACAUGACAGGUUCCAAACUAGAGUUUAUGCUAGAUUCACCCUCUUUUCACUCUAUUUAUUACCUUUUGUUUUGUUAUGAUUUUAAAUAUUCCUGACUCUUUACUGAAGAAAAUAAUGCUGUGAGAAUAUUGGUGCACCUGAAAAAACUUGUUAAUUAGUAGAUGUAGAAAUUUUGUAUUUAGAACCAAAAGCUGGUAGAUAAGUAAAUCUGUUUUCUUAUGUUUAAUAAAUUAUGCCCCUUACCUCUGUUACCUAAGCACAGUUACCAUUAAUGAAAUGUAUAUUAUUACUUGGUAAAUGAAGGAAUAAAAAGAAAAUAUUUAUGGUUUCAGCUGUCUUUUUAUUUUGUGAAGAAUGGGUAAUAUUUUGUAGUAAUGUAUCGAGAAAAUAUGGACUAUAGAAAUUGGGGUUGUGGAAGGCUUUUAUUAGUUUUCUUUAUGUCUCAUUGUCAUGGCACGAGAUAUUGUAAAACUGAAUCUUGUCACUUUCUGUAUAUCUUUGAAAGGAGAACUCUUGUAUGUAUUACAAUACAUUCAAAUAAAAAUUACAGUUAAAA
Messenger RNA from Penaeus chinensis, 9828 nucleotides. RefSeq lists its product as uncharacterized. Bases 14 to 7660 code for a protein of 2548 amino acids. The transcript is spliced from 11 exons. The record is from RefSeq and is a predicted model, not a curated record. Gene Ontology annotation, molecular function: protein binding. Lineage: Eukaryota; Metazoa; Arthropoda; Malacostraca; Decapoda; Penaeidae.